Molecule: messenger RNA, 12400 nt
Organism: Saccostrea cuccullata (small rock oyster)
Lineage: Eukaryota; Metazoa; Mollusca; Bivalvia; Ostreida; Ostreidae
Exons: 19
Coding region: 148-10986 (3612 amino acids)
Biological process (GO): intracellular signal transduction
Cellular component (GO): cytosol
Molecular function (GO): guanyl-nucleotide exchange factor activity; protein binding
Source: RefSeq, a predicted model, not a curated record
GAUAUUAAUGGAUUGACUUUACAAAGUUCACCAAAUGAGAAUAUUAAACAGUCUGGCAGUGCACCAAAGCAGUUGACACACAAUUUCGAAGGACGUAAAAAUGAGUGUGAAGUCAGUCUGUAUCAAAUCGAUAACCACGAAAGCAUUAUGGAUCCCCAAACAAAUAAUGAGAUGGAGAUUGGAUGUGAUAGUGUCUCAAAUGAUAACAACAAAGGUCAUGAAAGGGGAACUGAUCAGACCAGCAUUGUGCCUGAUCAUACACAAUUACACGGUUCAAAAGAGGAGCGAACGAAGCAGUGUGUAUCGAUACAGAGCAGUGAACAGCAACGACAAGGAUAUAUAUCAACAUUAGAUAGUAUGAAUAAACAUUUAGAUGCGGAACAAAGGCAUAAUAGAGGAGGUAAAGACACAUCAACUGAUAAUGAAAGGAAGAACAAAGAAACGAGGGAUGAAAAAGCCAUUAACUUAAAACCGGUUAAGGCAAACACGACUAGUCUUAUCGUCAAAGAUACAGGUAUACAGUUAAAAGAUGACAAGAAAUCGUUGACAAGCAGAAGCGGUAGACAGAACAUCAGUAAACAGUCUACCAAAACUAAAGCAACAAACAGGCAGUUAGCAAGCUCAGUUUCAAGUGUUCCUGUUCCAAAGAUAAGUAGACUUCAAAAUACAAGAAAACUGACAGGUCAAUCAAUUGGCGAGAUCAAAGGCACUAUAAAAUCACCUGGCGGGUCGAUUUGUGCUUCUUCACCUCCUGACAGUUGCAAUUCUUCAACUAAAACGUUCAGUGAGGGCAGUAAUUCGCCAAGGUCUUCAAUGGAAAGGUCAACUGAAUCAGACCCUGUAGAUCCUGAUACUCCUACACCAAAGAGUCCCAAAUUACGCAUUCAUCAAACAAAAACCUCACGUCAAAGAGCCAGGAAUGCCAAGAGUCCAACAGAAACAAAGCACUUAAUACUGUCUGAAUCAACCGAGCUAGGACCAAAAGCUGCAAAUUCCAGCAAAGUAUCAAAGAAAACACCAAUAUUGACAAGAAAAGACAUUUCUAAAAAUCAGGACUGUGUGAGAGCAAGUUCUCUUAGCCCUCAUCUUGCCGUGACACGAAAAUUAAAGUCUACAUCUGUUAGUCCUGUACUUCAAAAGCGAACAGUUACACGUACAACACAUAGUCCUGACCUGACAAAGAAGGCCGUUAAGAGUCCUAACUUGUCUAGGCAGAAAGUAACAGGAUUGGCUGUCGCUUCAAGGCGCGAAAGUCGGUCUUCGAGUGCUAGUCGAUCAAGCAAAGAGUCAACCCCAGAUAAUUCUUUGAACUUAAGCUCCACAUCAAAGGCUACUUUACCUUUAAGAGGUCAGAGCGAUGCGGCGAAGAGGCCAAUUACUUCGUCAUCAACAAACGAUAAGAAACAAACAUUUCUACCCGUAAAUUCUUUAAAAACAAGUAAAUUAAAAAUCCCGUGUGCAAAUUCAAAACUUCAAGAUAAAACUGGACAAAAUAAACCUUCAGCGUCUUCUAUAGGUGUUAAAACACAAAGAAAUGUUAUUCCUGUGCGAAAAGCCAGAACAACAACGUUACUGAAAAGCCCAAACGAAAGUCCAAACAUGUCCAGAAAAACUGAUAAAGCAAAGAGUGGACUUCCUAACAAAUCAAACGAAAGCAAUCAAAACAGUCUAAGAGUGAAAUCAGGUCAGACAAAAGAACAUCAACCUGAUCUUAAGAAAGAAACAAAUGAAUCGGAUAAAACCAAACAUGAAUCAAAGGAAGAAGAAGUUAAGUCUGACACAAAUAUACAAAGAAAAACACAAUCUACAAAAUCUGAUGUAAAGCAUGACCAAGAGAGCAAACAAAAUUCUCCAGCAUUGCCCAAAAAAUCAACUAGUCCAGUUCCUGAAACAAGAAAAAUUGUAAGUCCUCAAGUCAAAAGAAAACCUAAUGUUAAGAGUCCAAUUACAAGUAGAAAGCCUACAAGUAGCAGCAUUCUAAAGAGUCCGGAACUUUGUAGAAGUAAAACAAUCAAGGGCUCAAAUAUGCGUGAAACUGCAGUGGAAAAAUCAAUGUUACCGAAAUCAAUCAAAGCCCCUAAGAAAAUUGAUGAGAAAAGUAGCAGUAGAAUAGAACAAAAGGGAAAUGCUGAAGUGAUUAUAAAAGAUAACAACCACCUCCCAAUAACAACGUCCAAAUUGGACAGCAAAAGAGUAAUCUCACGACCUAUUUCUAAACAAAAAAUAACUGGUGUUCAUAAUGCAUCAAACCCGAGUUCUACCCUGAGAUCCAAAACAAUCGCACCUACCUCCAUUCCAAAGACUCUGCCGACAAAAGCUGCUAAUCUCUCAAAAUCUCAUUCUGAUGCCAAGUCUAAUAUCCCCGCGCCUCGUACAUCCACCCCUAUACUUCAGAGUUCCGCAGAUAUGCAAAGGAAAAAAUUAUCGACAACCAAAACAACUUCUUCAAAAAACAAUAUAAAGAAACCUCCAGAUAUGAAGAUAAAAACAGAUAUGAGGCAAGUUGAGAAAAAUAUUUCAGGGAAAAAUGAUAAAAUCAAGCGCAUGCGAAAUGAAAAAAUGAACAAAGAAAGUUCUACAACAUCCCCAUAUUUAUCUAGAAAAUCACCGAACAUAAAUGUUAAAAAGCAGGAAUAUACAACAACAUCAGAUGAAAACAGGUGCACGCUAUCAAUGGCAGAGGACGGUUAUAGCGAAACUAUUAGCUCAAUUUCAACAGAUAAUCUAACCCAGAGAUGCACAACUGACAGCAGUCAAAUUUCAUCAGACGUAAUUAAAGAAAAAAAGAGAUGUGAGGAAUUCGUGUCCAUUAAUUCAUCAAGUACUUUAGAAACCAAUUUUGGACAAAAAAUCAAUGAAGCUAAUAAAGCUGGAGACGUUUCCACGUCCAGUGAAGAAUACUGGUCCGCUAGUGACGAUGAAAAUUUGGAUAAUUUAUCAUCCCUAGAUAUUACACAUUCCAAUAAAAUACAAUGUUUCGGACCUUCACAGGCUUCUUAUCAGGAUUUGGAUCUGGGAAAAAGAUUAGGAAACACUAAAGAGGAAUCAAGCGUGGCCGAAUUCAUAAAAGAUGAAAAUGAUUUCAAUAAGGACCGUGAAAAAUUGUCGCCUGCAUUAGUACCACAUGGUUGUAUCACUGGAAAAGAAGCAUCCAUUUUACACAAUAAUGAAGAAAUGGCUAUGCGAUUACCUGCAAAAGAGCAAUUAAGAGAAAGUCAACAUUGCAAUUACCAUGUGCAAAAUGCAAACGACCAUGAAACUAACCUUAAAUUUAACAGCAAAUCGGACGACAACGACCAUGUAAUUGCAAAAACAAUACCGCUACUUGAAAAUGAUGUACAUAAGGAUUCAACUGAUUUAAUACCUUCAAAUAUUACUCAUCCUUUGAAUCAUGAGCCGGAUCGUGAAGUCUUGAAUGUAAAUAGUGUGCGACUGUGUAAAAAAGAUAAGAACCAAUAUGUGUCUACAGAUAUUGAAACAAAAUUGCAGGAGCUCACAAAUUUAAGGGAUUAUUUUGAUGAAAGAAAUGAUAACUCCAAGCUCCCAGUAAAUGAAGGCAGCGAGGGGGCUUCUCAUUCGGUGCAACGUAAAAAGUCUUUUGGCAAUGAUCAAUCAAAAAAUACUAUGGAUAACCUACCCAACUUAUCAUAUGAAAACUGUGUUUCCGCACAGCAAGGAACCAUGGAUGGUUUAUGUAGUUCAAGUAAUGAAACAUCGGAUCUGAGGUUCAGUUCUGAUUCCUCGACACUUGAAAAAACACUUACUUCGACCAAUGAUGAGGAAAAAACCGUCAACUUAGAAAAUAUUGCACUAAGUUGCAAAGAAAGUACAUCUGAUUCUGGACCCCAAGUGGAGGAUUACGACAUAAAAUUAAAUUCCUAUCAAAAUGCUGAUAACUGCACAUCGGGAGAAAACCUUACUGCAAGUGAACCAAAUCCCACGAACCAAAAUUCUUCAAAUUUAAGCCAUACAACGAGGACAGAUUUAGAAUCAGUGAGUUCAGAUACUUCGGAUCAAGAGGGCUUUGAAUCCUUUGAUUCUGACAGAGAGGACUCAAUGAUGGAAAAUGGAAACUGUGAUAUCAAAUUCCCGAUGGAUAGUAAAACUAUCACUGCAUAUACAAACAGCAACAUGGAAAUACAAAGAGGACCCACCAAGCGAAUCACGCGACAGCGGAGAACAUUUACGCGCAGUGAACGAACGGCGCGAUAUGAGACUGUAACCACAAAAAUUUUGAGUCCUAAACAAUGUGAAUGUGUUCAAGAAACUUCGGAAACACGUGCAUCCGAACUGUCUGUCAAAGCAAACGAAAUCCUUCAAUCAAGCAGCUGUGUUGAGAAAUCGAGUCAAGAUAUCCAAGUUACUGCAUAUACAAUUUCUAGCAAGGUGAAAGAGAAUUUCAUUAAUGAUGAAAAAUCUUUGUGUUAUGAUCACAGUAUAAAUAGUUCAUCUUCCUUCCGGAAUGAACAGAACACAGAUUUAAUCGGAACUUUAAGAGAGAAGGAAGGUGAAAAUAUAGAUUAUCAUGCACACAAUUAUCAAAAUUCAAAUACUCAGGAAGUACUGACAUAUAGUGAAACAACAACGCAGGGAGACACGCAGCAUGUUUAUGCUAGUUUUAUUCUCGAAGACAAAACCUGCCAAUCGGUACCAAAAUAUUCGUCAAAUCGACUUUCAGAUGUCAACAUAGUUCUAAAACUUCAGCCAGAUGAAGACUGGGUUAAUAUUCAAAGGAACUCUAACGGUGCAAUAGGUAAUGACAUUCAACAUGAAGUGAACUUCACAUUAGAUUUAAGUCCAGAUCAAACUAAUGAUUCCGAUUCUCCAAAUACCAACGUGACAAAAUCCAGUUCAUGUGAAUCUGCCAAUUCCGAAGAUAUAAAACUGUGCGGUAUAUCCACGGGAGAUAAGAGGAAUGAUUACAGCAAAAGUGAAUCAACUUCUUUGAAGAUAACUGAUGUCAACGAGUUUCAAUGUAGGCAAAGUGGGAUUAAGCCUCAGGUUCACGACUUUCUUAUUCAAGAAAGUAAAGAAAUAAAUACUGAUAGAUUAUCUGAUAACGAAAAUCAUAACGAAAGCAAUGUCCAGAUUUCCGAUAUAACAGGUGUUACACCUCUAGACAGCCAGGAAAUACCGCACAAUAAAACAGAAAAAACCACUAGGGAUUCAAACAAUCAUGAAUUGAUUAAUGACGAUGCAACUACAACUAGUCCUGGAACUCCUAAAGAAAAUAAAUUUGAACUGAAUGUAUUGCCUGAAAACAAUGACAUUGAUGGUCAGGAAUGCAAUCAUGUAAGUGAUAAUGCUAAUACACAAUCAACAUCUGUAACAGAUUUAGGCAGUAGUGCAUUAUCUGGAGGCAUGUCAAACACUUCUCAAGUAAAGACAACAGAAUCCCUACAAACAAAUAGUGAGAACAAAGACAGAUUUUCUGCUGAAGCUACAGAUAGUGUUCAAGAUCUGAAAUCAAAUUCAAAGAGAGCGAAUCGUGUGAAAAAUGAAAUGCAAAGUGUUGUUAAAAAGGAACGAGACAGACAAGGUAUUAGGAGAUUCACAGCGACAGUUUGUCUACAGGAUGUCCAGGACAGCAAAGAAGAAAACAGAAAUAAAUUUAGAUCGAGAAGCAAAAGCCCAACAGGACUCAAAAACGAAGAUGGAGUUGAAAGUAAACAGGGAGUUUCUUGUGCUGGAGGGAACAGAGUAUUAGAAAUACGGCGGACUUUUCUAGGGAAAGCUGCAAAAAUCAACAUUCCAGAGCCAAAAAUCGAGCGGAACAAACCGAUGUCUCCUUCCACGCAGUUAAACUCCAGGAAUUCAAAGUGGGUUAACGCCUGUGGUAAAUGGAAACGAAUUGCAGUAGAUGACAAUGGGAAUCCACUUCAAGGACAAUUGUUCCCAGAAAUGACCCCCGUGGUUUCAGAUUCACUGUCAGAAAUAAAAGAGUCAGAAAAUGAAAGUAAAGAAAAGAAAGAACCGGCACAAAAUGACGAGCUGCAGACAGUUCCAUUCUCAGACAAGAGAGCAAUGUUUGAAAAAUCAAAACCCAAACAGCCACCAAAAGUCUUACCCAAGCCUUCAGAGGCCAAACGAAGGACUGUGGUCUCGUGUCUACAGCAAUGGAAGGGUCGUGUUGCAGAUAGGCGGAGCAGGGAGUUCGAUGAAAAAGUUGACCAUGCAACAAGUGCAAAGGAGGAAAAAGAACUGUCACCUAUUAAACAACUCAAGAGUCACAUAGAAAAUAUUGGUAAUAACGAUAUUAAACAGUGUGAAUUGUUUUGCCAGUUGGAAAGUAAAGAAGUUACCAGACCUGUAUGUGCGGAAAAAACAAAUGUACAAAAUUCAUUAGAUAAGUCAAGCAAGGAAAUGAAAAAUGGUAAUGGGUCUGAUAAUGAGAAAGCAUGCACAAAUAUUUCAUCACCAGUAACAAUCGACAGCUCUGAAAAUGUUCAGAAUGUAAUAACAGCCACAGAACACAGGAAUACUGACCAAACUUAUAAUGGGAUUAGUGAGCAAAGACUCUCAGAAGACCAAGAAAAAUGCAAAGUUAAAAACAAUUACAACGAAAUCCCCUUGAUUGACGCUGAAAGCAGUGACCUGGGUAUGAUACAAAAAGAAACUGAAGAAAUUCAGGAAGAGGUAAAACCAGAUGUUGACCCUUGCAUGCCACAAGAAAAUAAAGAGAGUUGUUUAAUGCGAAGGGAUAAAGUAAGUUCAAGAAGAAGAGAAAUGAAUUCAAUUCGAGCUGCAGGUGUCUGGGAUGCUGUCGUUGAUAAUAAAAAGAUACAAUCAACAAGGAAUACCUGUGAGGAGAAAAGUGCUGAUUUGGAAAGUAGUGAUGAAACAACACCAACAAACACACCAAAAACUCGCAAAAUGUUUGCAAACCCUGAAAAGGGGACAAACAUACCGAGAUAUACACCAAAAUUAAAAGCAGUAAAGAUAAAGCAAGAAAUGUUUCCCCUUGAAGGAUCUCAAGAACGCACCAAAUCUGUGACCGAUUCAUUAAAAGAGUCGCUGAAAACUCUCAACAGCAAUGAUGACAAAGAUGAUCAUGUGAAAUUCCACAUAGAUGAUUCUGAUGAGGAUGGUUUAAUUGAAGCACCAAAUCUGGAUUAUUCGUUUGAAAACAAAAUUUUGUAUUCACCAUCUAUAUUUGGAAAUUACAAAAAUUUUCAGAGCCAUAAGCAUUCGAAUGUUGGUGUGCCAAGUUUCAAUAUGGUUGGAGAAUAUUUAGACAGGCACAUCCUUCCUAGGCAAAGUGAUGAGCUGCUCUCGGAGAUAACAGAGCAUGAAGAAGUCAAUGGAAAUAAUGGAGGGUCCAAUCUAAACAAGAGAGGACAAAGUGGUGAUUCCUGUCUGAACCCAGUGAAAGAUAAAAAUGUACCUGCAGUGUCUUGUCCUGUCUCACAGAGGAAUAUCUUCAACAGAAGCCAGAGCCUGCCCACAACUUCACUUACCAAUGCUGGACAGCACAGAAUCAUUUACAGAAAUGGACACUUUGUGAUAGAGACUGAAUCUGAAUAUGAGGACACAGGGGAAGAGACCUUUGUGGAGCCAGAUGAGGAUCUAUCUUUAGAGUCAGUGGAGGACACGAGUACCAGAUUUAACAGUGGUCGGUCCUAUUCUGAGGCCAAUUUGACCAACAGUUAUCAUUCACCGCAUUCUGCUAUAUUUGAUGAGGAUGAGGACAUUGAUGUUUUCAUGAGGAAUGAAAAUGAUGUGACUGUGAUCGAAAACAAUAACGAUGGAAGUUCUCCUAAUUGGCAUGUGCUGGUGAAACGUCGAACAAAAACUGAGGACCAUGACAGUGAGAAUCGGAAGUCUAGACCCUUGUCCGUGGACGAGAGUCAGUUACAGACUCACAGAGUGGGAUCAGAUUCAGAAGAACAGUCUAUCGCCAUACAAGAGAGAAAGAGACCCAGUGAAAAUGUGAAACGCAGAAGUGCUAGUUUCAGGGAGCUAGGAACCGCAAAGUUACAGAGAAAUUCAAGUUUCCGGAAAGCUCAGGAAAGAGGAUACCUUCACUCAAUGCGAGACAGUCAGAGAAAUGAUAGUGUUGGAAAUUUAUCACUGACUCCAUCUGAGUAUUCAACAUGUAGUGAUUCGGGUAGGAGUAAAGGACCAGGGUUUCUUCAUAAGGUGUUCAAAAAGAAUAAGCCAACAGAGAAAAGUACUGAUGCAAACAGAAGUAAAGAUUCUGGGGCAAGGAAAAUGUCUUUAAAAGGUUUAUUCACUAAAAAGAGUAAAGGGGAAUUUGUGACUCAGAGGAGUGUAGAGGAACUUAAUAUUUCACCACCAAUUGCAGUGUUCCAAGGUGACAUGGACAUACAUGUGGACUCUGCCCCUAACUCUCCUUAUUCUAGUCAAUUCAGAAGGAGGCACACCUCCGCAGAAAUCUAUGAUGGCAAAGCCCAUAGUCUGCCCAGAAAAGCAACUGCCUACCAAAACUCACAAAGACUCUCCAGUGAAAGCAACUCUAGUUCCAGGUUAUUAGCGGUACAAAACCUGGAGAACCAUCCAAAGAGACCAAUAAGUCCCAAACCCAACGUGUUACUGCCUCGAAGGAACUCUAACGUUAGUCUCCCUAGUUCCCCAGUGAGAGACCAAUAUGACGGACCAUUCAAAACCUCCACCUCCAAAUUAGAUUCGUCGGACUCUGCCUCUAUAUGUUCUGGGGGUAGCUCCAUCGUGGAUGCUUCCCGCUACCCGCCUCAUAUCCCAGAAAGUGAGAUGACCCCUAGCAACAGUAAUGACAGCGGAAUCCAGCGAGACGUCAGUUUCCACUCCAGCAAUGAGUCAGUUAAGACGGCACAAGAUUCUUCAGGCAAUGUGGUCCGAAGGCGAAAAUCCCCCUCUCCGCGACCAGAAAGACCGAAAUCAGAAAUUAGCGUCCGAUGGGCGGACCUUGAGGAAUCAAGGGAGAUUACUCCAGUCAAACGAAGGGAGUCAUCGCGGAGAAGCAAGCAGAGACCCAAAUCUGACUUAGAGGACAAUAUCCAGUUGUUUGAUGAAAUGUAUGAAGACGUAAUUGACGACUAUGACUUUCUGACAGGUAGUGGAAGUUCCAUUGGCGAGGAUGAAAACAAACCAUUUGGAAGCCAGAUCUGUCUCCUUCCCUACAGCUCCUUACAAAAUCUGGAGAAACUGGGACGACUCUACAGUUACGACCAAAAACCGAGCAUGAGACGGAUGUCAACCCCCCACCCCAUCAAGACGCGACUGGAGCGAACCCCCAGAAAACAGAGGCGGAGGAAUCCACUGGUCCGAUCACACAGCAUGCCCGAGAGUCUUGAUAAACUCAGCAAGAAAAAGAAGUUCCUCAGUACUAUAGCUUCUUCAAACCUUCACCGUGAGGAUGUACUGUAUCAUUACGACAACGACAGCAGCAGUGAUGAGGGUUCGGAAUUCUCUGGGGACCAGAUCAGUCUCCACGAAAAAAGUCUCGCAUCGCGUCUGUCUGCCAGCUAUCUGUCCACACUCAGAGAGAUUUUACCAUUGCUGUUUACAAGACCAGAACCGGACACUCUAACGUACGCUGAGGCAUUAUGGGACCAUAUCACGAUGGACCAAGAGGAGCUUGGAUUCCGCGCGGGUGAUGUGAUAGAGGUGGCGGACAUGUCUGAUAAAGACUGGUGGUGGGGGGCCAUUGACGACCGCGAAGGCUGGUUCCCUGCCACUUUUGUCAGGUUACGGGUGAACCAGGAGCCCUCAGAUCUCAGUCUCACAACAGAAGACAUCCUGGAACAUUCCAGUCCAGCCAACAGACGAAUAAGUGUGAUCAACACGGACCAGGCCAGGGAAAAUGUGGUCAACGAAAUCAUCAGUGCAGAGAGGGAGUAUGUCAAGCAUCUCAAGGAUGUGGUAGAGGGUUAUAUACGACAUGCCAGAAAGAGAGAGGACAUGUUUUCGGAGGAUAGGAUAUCUGUGAUAUUUGGCAAUAUGGAAGAUAUUUAUGAAUUUUCUCAAAAGUUUCUAGAGAAAAUAGAGACUUCCUUUGUGAAAGACAAUCCCCAUCUGAGUCAAUUAGGGCACUGUUUCUUAGAGUGUAGCAAGGAGUUUGAGAUCUACUCUGAUUACUGUAAUAACCAUCCGUCAGCUUCAGGGGAGCUCAAAGAUCUAUAUAGGAACAAAAAAUACAGGCAUUUCUUCGAGGCCUGUCGAUUAUUACAAGAAAUGAUCGAGAUACCCCUCGAAGGAUUUUUAUUAACCCCCGUGCAAAAGAUCUGUAAAUAUCCCCUCCAACUCAAUGAACUCUUAAAAUACACCCCGGUGACCCAUCCCGACCAUGCCCACAUCAAGGGGGCGCUAGAGGCCAUGAAGAAAAUAGCCACCUUGAUCAACGAAAGAAAACGCAAGAUGGAGAGCAUAGAGAAAUUGGCGUACUGGCAGACAGCAGUGGAAGAUUGGCAGGGUCCCGACCUUUUGGAGGAUAGCUCAGAACUGAUAUUCGCGGGAGAAAUGAACAAAGUCAACUCCGCGGGCUGGUCCCAGGAAAGGAACUUUUUCCUGUUUGAUCAUCAGUUAGUGUACUGCAAAAAGGAUUUAUUAAAAAAGAAUGGUUACAGUUAUAAGGGAAGGAUAGAUCUGGAUGACAGUGAAAUUAUUGAUAUCGAGGAUGGAAAAGAUACCCAAUAUAAUGUUACAGUGAAAAAUGCUUGGAAAAUUCACGAGAUUUCCCGAGACAAGUGGUACCUUCUGGUGGCUCGGAGCUCAGCGGAGAAAGAAAAAUGGAUGAAAGCCUUCACCAGUGAACGGAAAAGAGUUAAAGAGGACCAGGAAAAUAAUUUUGUUCCUCUCUACUGGAAGCGGAUGGUCCUGAACAAAAUCAAGUCCAGUCAAGAAAAGCAGCGAUCUGGCGGACAGGUGAAUUAUCAGAAAGACUUUGUAAGAGGGAUGCCCUCGCAUGCCACUUUACCGCGGUCAUACGGAAAAAAGGUUCAGAAAAAGAAGGGCUGGUUUGGAUUCGGCAACAAGAAGACUAAGUGAUCCUAUAUUGCUAAUUACUGUGUUCAUAGCAAACAGUGAAAAUCUCCCAUAAUUCACUGCAUAUGAGAAUUAUUCUGUAUAAGGAUAUGUAUUCUCAUGCCGGUCACCGCAGGGUUAGUGACAUCUACGAUGUGCGAGAGGAAUUCAAGGAUUUCACUCAAACACUGCUAAGAGGAACUUGAGCUCUUCGCGUACAGGAAAUUAACGGUAUAUGUCCAUGUGGCAGAUGGACAGGCCCUGCCCCUCAAUGUGAUUUGUCACUGCCAAAAAUAAUGCAAGCCUGUAUAUUGGGAUUGAAUGUGUCUAUGUGUGAUUACAAAUAUACACAUUGUCGUGCGAGUGGAAAAUUAUGUGAUACUGACUUUUUAACAUGAAAUGUACUAAUAUUUAUUUUCAUGUGUAGUUUACCUUCGUGGAAGAUGAACUUUUUUUUUUAUAUCACAAAAUAUCAUGGAGUUAAUAUUUUUCUCUGCCAUUUGAUAAUUGUGUGCCCUUAGUCUUUCCAUAUCUUCCAUAAUAACUUGACUCUAAAACCAUUUAUAAUUUGUAUCGUGGAUACACAUAUGUAAAAAAUGUAAUGGUGCUAUAACAAACAAAAACUCUCACCAACAAAGUGCUGGUAGAUGGAUUAAAUCUCUCUUUAAACCAGUUUCUUGUACACAUUGCCUUUUUUUAUAAAUAUUUUAUGGUCACUUCAACUUUUCGUCACACUUAGAGAAGUUCCAUAAAGUACACCCCCACUAGAUCUUUCAUUAUGUCAGCCCACGUUGUUUAAUUCUUUCAUGUGGCUUCAUUCCAUCUCCUUUUAGUUUUUUCGAAAAUCAUUAAUCAUGUUGUCCUUUGUACAAUAUUGUGAUGACCAAAAGGGAUGUACAAAUAAGCCUUCAUUAUUUGCCAACAGGGGGCCAAGUCUUAGAUAUAUGGCUGAUACAUGUAUCUUCUAUUUCCCUGUCUAACUGUUGUACAAUUAUUUUUUAAACCUCUCCAAUAAUUCAUUUUUUGACAGCUUUUAGAUUAAAAUCAUGUAAUAAUUUCCUCCUCAAUUUCUAUUUCAUACAGAAAACUUUGUCUUAUUUUGAUGAGUAUGCCAAUUUUGUAAUGUUUACUUGAUGUAUAUUUCAUUACUUACAAGAAAAAGAAAGUUACUGUAUUUAUAUUAAGAUGCAGUCCCACCAGGUAUAUUGUACAAUUGUUUUUGUCAUAUGACUCUAGUCAAUGCUGUAGAUUUCGGUACAUUUUGUAUAUAUAAUUCUGCAAAUUGACGACUAAUAGUGCUUUAAUUACUGUAGUAGGUUGAAUAUUUCUGUCUUGUCUACUUAGUUUACAGUGAGACCUUGGUCUAACUAUAAAUGUACUGUAUUUAAUGGAAACAGAUCUGCUGAUAGAGCAGAACAAUAAAACAGUAAAACCUGUA